AAAAAAAGGAAUUUCGAGAAAAAGAAAAAGAACAAAAAUUGAGAUCUGAUAAGAAAAAAAAUAAUAUUUAUAUCUGGGGAGAGGAGGAGGGAAGAGUAAGAGUGGUCAUGGAGAUGGAUACCAACGGAGCCACCACGAGCUCCGCUGCUGGUGGUGGUUCAACUUCAACCUCUGAUUCAUCUUCAGCGGCCAAAAAGAAUUCCAAAAAACCCAAAUAUUCUAGGUUCACACAGCAAGAGCUUCCUGCUUGCAAACCUAUUCUUACACCAGGAUUGGUCAUUACAACAUUUACCAUCAUUGGAAUCAUCUUCAUCCCAAUUGGACUUGUUUCAUUGUCUGCAUCGGAGCAUGUGGUGGAAAUUGUGGAUCGCUAUGAUGAAGGCUGUGUUCCUUCUAAUUAUUCCAAUGAUAAGCUUGCAUAUAUCCAAAGCAGUCGAACUAACAAGUCGUGUACCAGGACUUUGAGCGUUCCCAAGCUGAUGAAAGGUCCUGUUUUUAUCUACUAUCAACUUGAUAACUUCUAUCAGAACCAUCGCCGUUAUGUUAAAAGUCGAAGUGAUAAACAGUUGAGGAGCAAGGCCUAUGAGAGUGAGACAAAAAAUUGUGACCCUGAAGGUAUUUCACCAGAUGGUCCAAUUGUUCCUUGUGGCCUCAUUGCGUGGAGUUUGUUCAAUGACACAUAUGGAUUUUCUGUGAAAAGUAAGAUGUUAGAAGUCAACAAAAAGAACAUAGCAUGGGACAGUGACAAAGAGAAUAAAUUUGGAUCUGACGUUUAUCCAAAAAAUUUCCAGAUUGGAGGGUUGAUUGGAGGUGCAACACUGAAUUCGAGCAUACCUUUAAGUGAACAAGAGGAUCUGAUUGUUUGGAUGCGUACAGCUGCACUGCCAACGUUCAGAAAACUCUAUGGGAGAAUAGAGGAGGACCUCCAAGCCAAUGAGCAAAUAACUGUUGUAAUACAGAACAAUUACAACACCUACAGUUUUGGAGGCAAGAAGAAGUUGGUUCUUUCAACCACAAGUUGGAUAGGUGGAAAAAAUGAUUUCCUUGGCGUAGCAUAUAUUACUGUAGGGGGGCUGUGCUUGUUUUUAGCAGUAAGCUUCAUACUUCUUUAUGUUAUCAAGCCAAGGCCUCUUGGUGAUCCAUCCUACUUGUCUUGGAACAGAAGUCCAGCAGGCAAUCCAACUUAGGAUUGCUAUAAACUGUACUUCACUUAUUCAGUUUCUUAUAAAUCCAUCUCAUUCUACACGUACUUGUUUUUGUCUGAAAACUUCCACAUUUAGUACGUAGAUUUCCACAGUAUCAUUAAUAUGCAUCUAUUGAGAGUGCAAUUACUUAAACCAACCUUGUGGUGGACAGAUUUUAUCUUGAUCGACUGCUUGCUGCAUUAGUAUUUUCCAAGAUGGCUCAUUUUGUUCCUUACAAUAAAACAUCUGAUGCUUCUCAUGUGAUAUUUUAGAAAAGUUGUUAAAUUAUGCGGUGUUCCAAAAGUCAUCAUUCCAAGUCAUCACUUCCAUCAAGUCUAUACUUGAUGGCGAUUUUGUUGAUGGCGCGACUACCACCACACAUAUUUCAUGAAUCAUCUUUCUUUGGUACUAACAAGGCUCGUGCUUUCCCUCACCAUGCCUUUGGCUAGAAAUUCAUCAGCAAUUCCUUAUACUCCUUUUAAGAUUCAUUCUAUAGGCGUCUUGUUGAGAAGAAUGGAUCCAAGAAUGAGAUUUAUACAAUGUUGUAUGUCGAUGACAAUUCUUGCAUGAAAUUACACACGUGAUUGAUUGCAAAUAAGAAAACUUGUCAAGCAGGCCAUACAUCUAUUUCUACUAUGUAUAAUUGUAUUCUACGGAAUUUUUACAUAAUUUUCUCUUUAUCCAUGCAAGAGAUGCGAUCUAUUAUUCGCUUCUUUUUUCCUAUUUUCAGAUGAAAGGAAAUUCCAACUUUUUUAUGCUUGUCAAUUGUAUUUUAAGGAGAUUAGCAAUAGACUUGGUAAUAUUUUUCUCGUGUCAUGUCUAUUUGCGUUAAAUAUUUUAAGGAGAUUUGCAAUAGAAUUACAAAAUUACUUAUUAUUUAAUUAAAAUAAAAUAAGAUUUUUUUUUGGAUUGAAAUGUGCUGCACAGCCAAAAUAUUAACCUACAUCAACCUGCGGUGUACCACCGAAAGAAAGACCGUCACACAAAAAUCUUUACAAUGUUAUUGUCUUUUAACCAACUUUUUAAUACAAAU
This is a messenger RNA of Durio zibethinus, 2217 nucleotides long. RefSeq names its product ALA-interacting subunit 1-like. Gene Ontology annotation, cellular component: plasma membrane; Golgi apparatus; endoplasmic reticulum. NCBI's taxonomy places the organism in Eukaryota, Viridiplantae, Streptophyta, Magnoliopsida, Malvales, Malvaceae. The record is from RefSeq and is a predicted model, not a curated record.